This is a messenger RNA of Hevea brasiliensis (rubber tree), 2879 nucleotides long. Its product is annotated as protein MODIFIED TRANSPORT TO THE VACUOLE 1. The coding region runs from base 445 to 2568 and encodes 707 amino acids. Gene Ontology annotation, cellular component: trans-Golgi network membrane. Lineage: Eukaryota; Viridiplantae; Streptophyta; Magnoliopsida; Malpighiales; Euphorbiaceae. The record is from RefSeq and is a predicted model, not a curated record. The transcript is spliced from 5 exons. Gene Ontology annotation, molecular function: ubiquitin binding; phosphatidylinositol binding.
UGUUUCCUUUCUUGAUUCUGAAGCCUGUCUCUUUACGCAAUACCCUUCCACAUUUCUUCAAUCCAAAGAACUCUAAAAAUCAAGUUUUCAAAAAAAAAAAAAAAGAAAGGAACUCUAAAAAUCAAAAACCCUCAUUUCAAUCUUCUCCAAACCCCCCGCACACUCCACGCCUAAUCCAUUUUUCAGGGGAUUUGGUUCGAUCCAAUUGAAUGGCGCAUAAUUAAUCUUCAUAUUGAAAUUCGAUCUCCGUUCUUCGAAUCUUUUGCCAUCGCAAUCUCAAUUUGUCCGCGGAUUUCGAUUAUUUUUCUUUAGUUUAAAGCUCUUUUGACUUUUCAUGAAGGAAAGAAGUUGAAAGUUUGUGAAUUUGAUCAUAUUGAUUAGGAGAUAAUAAAUUGAUUGUGGAAAUCAAGGGUUGUUGUUUAGAUUAAAAGGGGAUUUGGAGAUAUGGAUUCGAGUAGGAGAGCGGUGGAGUCGUACUGGAGAUCGAAGAUGGUCGAUACUGUAACCUCCCAGGAAGACAAGGUAACGCCUGUUUACAAAUUGGAAGAGAUUUGCGAGCUCUUGCGGUCUUCUCAUGUCAGUAUCGUUAAAGAGGUAUCAGAAUUUAUCUUGAAGCGGCUUGAACAUAAGAGCCCCAUUGUUAAACAAAAGGCUCUGAGGUUGAUAAAAUAUGCUGUGGGCAAGUCAGGUGUGGAGUUCAGGAGGGAAAUGCAAAGACAUUCAGCUGCUGUACGCCAAUUAUUUCAUUACAGGGGUCAGACAGAUCCUUUGAAGGGGGAUGCCCUUAAUAAGGCUGUGAGGGACACUGCUCAUGAGGCUAUCUCUGCUAUUUUUUCAGAGGAGAAUAAGCCAACAACUACUGAAGAUCUUAACGAACGGAUACAAGGAUUUGGGAAUACAAAUUUUGAAAUGCCAUCAGAAGAUAGGAAAUCGUUUCUUAGUGAGGUAGUUGGUAUUGGAAGUGCAUCUAUUAAGCAGGGACUUAGUAACUUCACACAAGGCCAUUCAUUACGAAAGAAUGACAAUGGAAGCUACAAAGGUCCUAAUCUUCGUAGGUCAUUGACCAUAGAAAAUGAUCACGCAGAUAGAUAUGAACCAGUUCAGUUACGCAAUGAAACUCAGGGUAGUUUUGGAGUUUUGAAGAAUGCAACUAGCGGACCUUGGGGCCAGGACAUUAGGGUCUCAAAUGCUGAGACAAAAAAUGGGGGCUCCAGUUCAAGUUAUACAGAGAGUAAGACUCGUGAGGAGAGAUUAUUGGAGACUAUUGUAACAUCUGGUGGCAUACGUCUACAACCCACCCGUGAUGCCAUUCAAGUUUUUCUAUUAGAGGCAGCAAAGUUGGAUGCACGUGCCCUAAGUCAUGCCCUUGAAUCUAAGCUCCAGUCUCCUGUGUGGCAGGUUUGCAUGAAAGCUGUGUGUGUGCUUGAGUCAAUACUGAGGAAAAGGGAUGAUGAGCAUUUUUCAAUUGUAACUUCAUACUUCUGUGAAAAUAAGGAUACUGUUGUCAGAUGUACUGAGUCUCCUCAAUCUUCUCUAAGGGAAAAGUCUACGAAGGUAUUGAGCCUUUUGGGUGGGGAACGGACAGGUCCCUUUAUGGGAAAUUCAGAAAAGUCAGUUAAGGCUGAGACCGCUUCUGUUCAGAUGCCUGACUUAAUAGACACGGGAGAUUCAAAUGAUUUCUUUGAAACAAAUGAUUCUAUAAAGGAGCCAAUUGAUGAGAAGACGGCAAAUCUGACAAUGCCCACAACAAAUUUAAUUGAUGACCUAUUUGGAGAUAGUUAUGAUGGUGGGAACUCCAGAGAACAAAAAAAUGAUGAUGAUCCCUUUGCAGAUGUUUCAUUCCACACUAAUGAGAGUAGAGAACAUGCAGAUGAUCUCUUUUCUGGGAUGACUGUUGACAGUAAACCAGGCACUAAUGAGAAUCAUAUGCCAACAAAUAAAAAUGGAACAGAGCCAUUCGAUAUUUUUGGGUCGAAUGCUGAACUGACCCAGGAGCAAGGAAAUUGUAAAAUGGAUGUUAAUGAUUUAAUGGCUGGUAUGUCCAUUAAUGAAAAUGUCCCAAAGAUGAAUCAACCAGGAACCACAUCUGUGGUGCUCCCAGAAAGUAUCUUUGCAGAUCCAAGUAAUCAUUCUGGACAUCAGCUCUCAAAUGAUGCUUUAACUAGCAUACUUGGUUCUCAAGCGACCACAAUGAAUGCAAAUUCAAUAUUUCCUUCUGGUACUAUGACAUAUAAUAUUCCUCCUGGCAUUAUGUUGAAUCCUGCAUUUCGUACGCAGCCUGUAAAUUAUGGUGCCAUGGGGAAUUUUCUUGCGCAUCAGCAAUUUCUGGCUACAAUGUCCAACUUCCAACACUUAAGUAACCUCAAUGCACAAAAUCCUGGAGUUAGUAAUGUUCUUGGUGCUAAUGGAGGUGGAUAUUCUUCAGCCUUUCCGGAUAUUUUGCAAUCAAAUUAUCCAAAUCAAGCUCCUAGUUCAUUGAUGAACAACUCAAAGAAAGAGGAAACCAGAGCAUUUGAUUUUAUUUCGGACCAUCUUGCAGCAGCACGUGAUCCAAAGAGGGUGGCUUAAAUCUUUGAACUUCAUAUGUUUCACCUUGAUGGGCCUCCUCUGGUUCAAUAGUGCAUUUAUUUGAAGUGAAUAGAUCGAACCAGGUAAAACAUUCUUUGGCAAUAAUGAAAGUUUAGGAUUGAAAGUGAUGAAGGCGUGGGGAGAUCCCGGAACUAGAUUCUGUAUUUGAGAUUAGGCAGAGAGAUGUGGUUUCAAGUUUCUUGUUCAUUUUCAGCUUGUGUUUUUGUGUUUCCCCACACUCACAGGAAUGUCUGUGGUACAAUGUAUUUGAACAUAGUUAAUAAAGAUGAUGUUAGUGAUGUUUAUUGCUA